Molecule: messenger RNA, 3600 nt
Organism: Girardinichthys multiradiatus
Lineage: Eukaryota; Metazoa; Chordata; Actinopteri; Cyprinodontiformes; Goodeidae
Gene: hif1al
Product: hypoxia inducible factor 1 subunit alpha, like
Exons: 15
Coding region: 123-2234 (703 amino acids)
Biological process (GO): cellular response to hypoxia; regulation of transcription by RNA polymerase II
Molecular function (GO): protein dimerization activity; RNA polymerase II transcription regulatory region sequence-specific DNA binding; DNA-binding transcription factor activity, RNA polymerase II-specific
Source: RefSeq, a predicted model, not a curated record
AGUAGCUUGUGCUAGCCGUUGCUACCUUGCCUCGCGCAGUGGUCUGUUUAUUCGUUGUUUUCCUGCGCUUCAGUCAACGUCGUAAGAAAACGAGAGCCUUUGCUCUGGUGUUCUGAUGAAACAUGGAGAAGGAGGAUGUGGUCGUGGCGGUUAAACGGAGCAGCUCGGAGCAGAGGAAGCUGCGCUCUCGUGAUGCGGCCAGAUGUCGGCGCAGUCAGGAAACCGAGGUGUUCUACGAGCUCGCCCGCACCCUGCCGCUGCCGCGCCGAGUCUGCACUCACCUGGACAAAGCUGGCAUCAUGAGGGUGACCCUCAGCUUCCUGCGAAUGCAGCAGCUCCUGCGCCCCGAACAAGGUGUGGAAGAGGAGAAGGACGAAGAGGAGAAGGACGAAGAGGAGAAGGACAAAGAGGAGAAGGACGAAGAGGAGAAGGACGAAGAGGAGGACAAAGGGGAGAAGGACGAAGAGGAGAAGGACGAAGAUCCGAUGGACGGGUUCUUCCCUCAAGCGCUGGCUGGCUUCAUCAUGGUGAUGACCGAGGAGGGGGACAUGGUCUUUCUGACGGAAAACGUCAACAAGCACAUCGGCAUCACACAGCUGGAGCUGCUGGGUCAGAGCAUUUACGACUUUGUUCAUCCCUGUGAUCAGGAGGAGCUCCGAGACCUCCUGACUCCACGUCCAGGUCUGAGUAAGAAACUGAUGGCAGAACAACCGAGCGAGAGAAACUUCUUCCUGCGGAUGAAGAGCACCCUGACCAACAGGGGGCGCACCGUCAACAUCAAAUCUGCCACCUGGAAGGUGCUCCACUGCACCGGCCACAUCCGUCCAUUUGGCGGCAGCUCGGCGUCGCCCCCUGCAGCCAGAGUGAUGACGCUGCUGUGUGAGCCCAUCCCUCACCCGUCCAGCGUGGAGUUCCCCCUGGACACCUGUACCUUCCUCACCCGCCACACCAUGGACCUGCGCUUCACUCACUGCGAGGGCAGGGUCACAGAGCUGGUGGGAUACAAACCUGAGGACCUGAUUGGACGCUCAACCUACGAGUUUUAUCAUGCGCUCGACUCCGAUCGCGUCAAGAAGAGCCUGCAUACACUGAUCUCCAAAGGUCAGGUGAACACCAGCUGCUAUCGCUUCCUGGCCAACAACGGCGGCUUCGUGUGGGCGGAGACUCAAGCGACCGUCCUCUACAACAACAAGACGUCGCAGCCUGAAGCCAUCGUCUGCCUCAACUUCAUCCUCAGUGCUGUGGAGCAGCCAGACGUGGUCUUCUCCAUCGAGCAGACCAGCGGUAGACUCCUGCCUAAAAGCGAACCUCUCUCCCAGGAGCACGACGCAGACGACAGCGGGAUAUCCGACACCUGCGAGUCCGACGGGGAGCCGGUUGGCGAGAAGGACGUCGGCAGCGGCGACGUUGAGAAGCUCUUCUUCAAACUGAAUGAGAAGCCAGAGGAGCUCCUGCAGCUGGCUCCUGAGGCAGGAGACGCCAUUGUGCCGCUGAGCAGAGCUCCAGCCGAGCUGUCAUUCUCCAGUCCCCAAAGUCCAAACACCGUUCCGGACCAUCCUAAAGAUCUGUGCAGCCCACUGCUGAGGCAGCUGCUGUCGCCCAUCUUCGACGGCCUGAAUCCGGGCCAGGCCUCCUCUUCUGAGCCCGACCUGAGCCCCUGUGAGGAGGAGGUGAUGGACACCAGCGAGGUGGAGAAGUUCUUCACCGUCUGCCCAGAGGAUGUUCAGAAGAAGAAACGAGGUGCUAUAGAGGACAUCGAAGGACAGGAGCUGGAGAUGUACGCGCCUUACAUCUCCAUGGACGACGACUUCCAGCUGACCUUCCUCAGCGAUUUGCCCGAGGAAGCAGACAAGCCCUCGACCCCGUUGUUUGAAAGCUCCGAUGUGACUCCUGCAGUGACCGUUAGCAGGAAGAGGACUCACGCCUCGGACAAAGAGACGACGCCUCAGCUGAAGAUUCGGGACAAGAGACAGAAACAAGAUCCGUCCUCGAUAGAAGAAGAACUUCACCUCAGCCACAGACUGCUGGGUUCCCUGGAAGACACAGACCAGUCGGAUCUGAUACUGGACUCCGGACGCAGUCAGCUGCUCACAGACAGGGAUCCGGUUUUGGGAGGCGUGUCAGAACUGUGCGACACUGCAGUGACUGCAUCUGUGUCUCCUGCAGCUCUGAUGAGGGACAUCUUCACUCCUCGUCCAGCUGACCUCUCGCCGCCGCUCUCACCGAUGACCUGAAGUAGCUCCGGAGUCGGCUCGACCUCCGCAACCAGAGCGAGAGAAGUCGACGCUGAAUCUGUCUGCAACAACAACUCAGCAACUUAAGCGCACACAUUUAAACAAACCACAAACCUGUACGCACAAGAUUCUUGACUCGCACAUACUGCGUUAACCAUGCUGUAGGGGUGGAGCUGACCUCGUCGCUUCUAGCAGAACCGGGACGCUCUAGAAUGUUGGGUUUUGUCGUCAGUCUCGCUGUGAACCUGUGAGCCGCUUGGCGCCGCCUGUCGCCGCAGUCUGUCGGUGAAUAAAUGUGAGAAAUCCGUUUCCUGGGAAACGCCAGGUGGUGCUAACUUCCUCCAUCUGGAACAAAGGUUGAGCAGUGGGGACACAUUUGAAACAUUUCUUAGUGCAGCUAAAUCAAAUGUAUCACGUUUUUCAUUGUUUCGAAGGUGAACAGUCACGUUUCAUUUCUGAAACAUUUUCACAAUAAUCUGCUGUUUUAUUUUCCUAAUUACACCAAAAACCUUUCAAAAAAAAAAAGCAGCGAAUAUCAGCGGCAAUGCUGAUCUCAGUGGCAUGUUUUUCUGACUUUUUAUACUUUUCCUUUUUAAAAAACGAUGCAUUAACCUUAGUUUGAGUUUAUUUCACAUCUUCAGUACAAACCCAGGGUCACCAGCCACCUGUAAAAUCACUCUGGUGACGUUUGUUUUGACCUUCCAGACGUGCCAGAGGGGCGGGGCUCAUCCAACACUCCCUAUAAGCUAAUGCGAAGCGAUCAAUCACAGAAAAUCUUUAGUAAUUGACUUCCAGACUUCCCAGUGACUCAACCGCCUCCUCAGAGGAGCCUCAAACUGGAAAAUUCAGCAGAUUUUGUCCAGAGUUGAGUGAAAAUGAUGUACUUUACUAACCCGCUUUACUGAAGCCAUUAUUAGCUAAACAAAAGUAGUGUUAGCAUGUCUAUGCUUGUUAGAAAUGUGAUUAAACACUAGUGUUUUCUUUUUUCCAUUAAGUUUGAUUUUUAUGACGUGUAACAAAUUAUACCUCAGAUGGCUGAACUGAAAGUCGACUCGUGUCUCAGCUGCAGCGUGUUUUAAUGAAUUAACCCAUAAAUCGACGUGAAACGUUCAACAUGAUCGAUUCAGAAGAUGCAAACAAACCAAACUUCGAAUAAAAACUGCCAGGUUGUUUCGUACACAGCUCUGUGCCUCCUCUUCAUGCAGUAAAUCUUUCAUUUAAACUGUUACCUUCACACUGAUUCUGCUCUAAAGUUCUCCUGUAUUUUACUCUUUAGAGGGAGAGGGUUCAUCAAUGUUUUCCUGAAUCUUUACUGUUUAUCCUGUAUGUACUAUUGAAGUAAAUAAAUCUGUUUAAAAAAAAAAAA